Molecule: messenger RNA, 1104 nt
Organism: Penicillium bovifimosum
Lineage: Eukaryota; Fungi; Ascomycota; Eurotiomycetes; Eurotiales; Aspergillaceae
Product: glycoside hydrolase family 28 protein
Exons: 3
Coding region: 1-1104 (367 amino acids)
Biological process (GO): pectin catabolic process
Cellular component (GO): extracellular region
Molecular function (GO): polygalacturonase activity
Source: RefSeq, a predicted model, not a curated record
AUGCGUACUUCCAUUAUUCCUAUGCUGGCACUUGCCGCCGCGGUAUCUGCUGCUCCUGGUCCUUCUCGAGUCUCCGAGAUAGUCGGGCGUGCUUCGACUUGCACCUUCACCUCGGCCGCAAGUGCCAGUGCCAGCAAGAAGUCCUGCUCCACCAUUGUGCUGGAUAACAUUGAGGUCCCCGCCGGCGAGACCCUCGACCUUUCCAGCCUGCAGGAUGGCACCAAGGUCAUCUUCAGGGGUGAGACGACAUUCGGAUAUGAGGAGUGGAAGGGCCCUCUGAUCCGCUUCUCGGGCUCAAACAUCGAGAUCACUGGCGAAGAGGGCCAUGUCAUCAAUGGUGGCGGAGCCAGCUGGUGGGACGGCAAGGGAACCAACGGCGGCAAGGACAAGCCCAAGUUCUUCUAUGCCCAUUCUAUGACCGACUCAUCUAUUACCGGCCUGAACGUCAAGAACACCCCUGUUCAGGCUUUCAGCGUGCAGGCCGACAACCUGGUUCUCGACAGCAUCACCAUCGACAACUCUGAUGGCGAUGACAACGGCGGCCACAAUACUGAUGCUUUCGAUGUUGGUGAGAGUACCUACAUUACCAUCAGCAAUGCCAACGUGAAGAAUCAAGAUGACUGUCUUGCUGUGAACUCUGGCGAGAACAUCGUCUUCACUGGAGGCUACUGCUCCGGCGGCCACGGUCUCUCCAUCGGCUCCGUCGGUGGCCGGGAUGAUAACACCGUGAAGAACGUAACCAUUUCCGAUUCAACCGUGACCAACUCUGCCAACGGCGUGCGCAUCAAGACCGUCUACGAGGCCACUGGUGAAGUCUCUGACGUGACUUUCUCCAACAUAGAGCUGUCCAACAUCUCUGAUUACGGUAUUGUCAUUGAGCAGGACUAUGAGAAUGGCAGCCCUACCGGUACUCCCACCACUGGUGUGCCCAUCACCGGGCUGACUGUCGAGGGGAUUACUGGCUCUGUUGAGAGCGACGCUACCAAUGUCUACAUCUUGUGUGGUAGUGGGAGCUGCUCCGACUGGACCUGGUCUGGAAUUGAUCUCACUGGUGGUAAGACUAGCAGCAAGUGCUCGAAUGUGCCUUCCGGUGUCUCUUGCUAG